Lactuca virosa is the source of this 624-nucleotide messenger RNA. Lineage: Eukaryota; Viridiplantae; Streptophyta; Magnoliopsida; Asterales; Asteraceae. The record is from the annotation of a GenBank genome assembly.
AUGAAUUAUCAUCCACAAACUGUCCUUCAUGGUGCUGGAAAAAAGAUCACAGAACAGAUUAACAACCUACAAUGCCUCCGAAGAGAGAGGACAAUCUGUACAUACCAUUAUCGGAACCAAAUCAAGGAGUGCAUAGCAUAUAGCAUACCAGCUUUCUUUCAACAGAAUAAAUUGCCAUCAUUAACCAUGUCUAAUAUGGAGAAGAAAACAGUGUUGUCAGUGGAUCUACGUUGUUUAAAGUGCAGGAAGAAGGUCAUGAUGUGGAUUUCAUCUAUAGAAGGAAUAAACUCAAUAGUUCUUGACCCUUCAAAAAACACAGCAACGAUAAUUGGCGAGGCUGAUCCUAUAUCCAUCAUCAGAAAGGUGCGAAAGUUUAAAAGAUUGGCAUACCUAAUAAGCGUGGGACCUGCAAAGGAAGAAAAGAUGGAGGAGAAAAAAGAUGAGAAGAAAGACGAGAAGAAGGAUGGAAAGAAAGACCAAAAGAAAGAUGUUUCAGCGCUUGCUGAUGUGCUUCCUUCAACCCCAAGAACAUGCCACAGAUGCGAUGUCUGGUACGUCAUUAAUCAAGAUUACGUUCGUCCUUGUGAAAUAUUGUAACCACUACUCCAGUAUCUUCAGUAAAAC